Pleurotus ostreatus (oyster mushroom) is the source of this 1215-nucleotide messenger RNA. It is a transcript of the gene MVD1, whose product is annotated as diphosphomevalonate decarboxylase. The coding region runs from base 1 to 1215 and encodes 404 amino acids. Gene Ontology annotation, molecular function: ATP binding; diphosphomevalonate decarboxylase activity. The transcript has 3 exons. Gene Ontology annotation, biological process: isoprenoid biosynthetic process; isopentenyl diphosphate biosynthetic process, mevalonate pathway. Gene Ontology annotation, cellular component: cytosol. The record is from RefSeq and is a predicted model, not a curated record. NCBI's taxonomy places the organism in Eukaryota, Fungi, Basidiomycota, Agaricomycetes, Agaricales, Pleurotaceae.
AUGGUCUACCAAGCGACGGCAUCUGCCCCUGUCAACAUCGCAUGUAUCAAAUACUGGGGAAAACGCGACACGAAGCUCAUUCUGCCGACGAACUCGUCGCUCUCGGUCACUUUGUCGCAAGAUCACCUCCGAUCGACGACAACCUCGCGCGCCGAUCCUUCAUUUGCCAAAGAUCGGCUAUGGCUCAACGGCAAGGAAGAAGAAAUCGUCGCGCCUGGGAGGCUGGCAACGUGUAUCGCUGAGUUGAAGAAGUUGAGGAAGGAAUUGGUCGAGGACAAGGAUUCGAGUGCACCCAAGCUAUCGACAUUCCCCGUACAUAUCGCUUCAUUCAACAACUUCCCUACAGCUGCAGGGCUUGCGUCUUCAGCGUCUGGCUUCGCAGCCCUUGUCUCUUCCCUCGCCGCCCUCUAUGCCCUCCCAUGUUCCCCCUCGACCCUCUCUUUGAUCGCGCGUCAAGGAUCUGGUUCAGCCUGCCGUUCCCUCUUCGGCGGAUACGUCGCCUGGGAGCAAGGCGUCUUAGAUGACGGCUCCGACUCGCUCGCCGUUGAAGUCGCACCCCGUUCGCACUGGCCCGAGAUGCACGCCCUCAUCUGCGUCGUCUCCGAUGACAAGAAGGGCACAUCCUCAACCAGUGGCAUGCAACGCACAGUCCAGACCUCAGAGCUCCUCCAACACCGCAUCAAGCACGUCGUGCCCAAGCGCAUGAAGGAGAUCGAGGCAGCCAUCAAGGCGAAGGACUUUGACGCGUUUGCCAAGGUCACGAUGGCCGACUCGAACCAGUUUCACGCCGUUGCGCUGGACACGGAGCCCCCCAUCUUCUACAUGAACGACGUGAGCAGGUCGAUCAUCGCCUUGAUUGUCGAAUACAACAGAGUUGCCAUCGAGAAAACUGGCAAACGGAAGGCGGCGUACACCUACGACGCCGGCCCGAAUGCGGUGAUCUACACGCUGCAGGAGAAUGUCAAGGAGAUUGUAGAGUUGAUUGUCAAGUAUUUCCCGCAAAAGGAUGGGUUCAAGGACCCGUUCCAGCUGUUCGCUGGGGGGAGUGUUGGUGAGGGGCGCGUCGUGGAGGGCUUCAACGAGGCUGUUGCGAAGAAGUUUGAGGUCGGGGCUGUGAAGGGGCUGAUUCACACCAACGUCGGCGACGGUCCCCGGGUACUUGGUGCGGAGGAGGCUCUGCUUGGGCCCGACGGGCUACCGAAGUCGUUGGCAUAA